Rubroshorea leprosula is the source of this 1689-nucleotide messenger RNA. Lineage: Eukaryota; Viridiplantae; Streptophyta; Magnoliopsida; Malvales; Dipterocarpaceae. The record is from the annotation of a GenBank genome assembly.
UUUUGCAGAAUCCCAUUUCAGCAAUGAGGUGGGUGACGUUUUGAUGGUCCAUUAAUUGAAUCCACUCGUACUAGAUCUUGGACUUAAACCAAACCUUUAAGAAACACAAAAUUCCUUUUGAAAUCCGAGUGAAACCUUGAAAAAAUAGAACCAAAACCUUGCUGUAUGUUUUUUCUUUUUCCUUUCAAGUUGAAGUAGAACUGAAGAUGCCAUCGCCAUCCUUCCCUCGAGAUGUUACAGAUGAUAUACUCCAAUUUCUUCCCGUUAAGUCUCUGGUGAGAUUCAAGUUGGUUUGCAGCUCAUGGCGCUCUUUGAUCUCCAGUCCCAAAUUCAGAAAAACCCACUUCAACUGGGCAUAUCAGAACCCUAAGCUCAGUACCCACAAAGCUCUUCUCUCAACAAAAUCUUCUGGUUUCAUGCUCUUAGACCCAAGAAGCCCUUUUGGUGAUAAUGGAGAUUCAAUGGUACAUCUGGGUUUUCCUUUGGAAAGAGAGGAGGGCCACCUCAGAAUUGUGGGUUCCUGCAAUGGCUUGGUGUGCUUGGUUCUUGACGGCAAAAGAGAUUUCUUUCUAUGGAACCCUUCCACCGGAGACUGCAAAAAGCUACCGGAUGCUUGUACUCCUCCUGGUGAUCGGUAUGUACAUGGUUUUGGGUAUGAUUCAUUAUCUGAUGAUUAUAAAGUUGUUUUGGUCUCUAAUUACGUACAUACGAGAACGUUUGAACUUGGAAUACUGGAUCAUAUUGAAUCAAAAGUUGCAAUCUUUUCACUGAGAAGAAAUUCCUGGAGAAUCUUUGAAGAACCAAAUAAGGUCAUCCAUAAACUCUUUAGAUGGGAUUAUGACUGUUUUCCUGGAUCGACUUUUCUCAAUGGCGCAAUCCAUUGGGUAAGUACCAGGACCAUAAUUGCUUUUGAAUUAGCAAACGAGACAUCUCAGCAAUUUCCAGUUCCUAGUUAUCGUGCUGGAUUCUUCAAAAUGGGCUUGGGGGUUCUUGGAGGGUGCCUUUGCUUGAUUUAUGGUUGCUUUCAUGAUCCCUAUCCUUUUGAGUUAUGGGUAAUGAAGGAAUAUGGGGUGGGGGCAUCUUGGAUGAAACAGUGUAGUCUUGUAAACCCAGAUAAUGCGUAUUCAAGCAAAGAAUUUUAUGCCCCCUUGUGUCUUUGCACCUCAGAAGAUGAUGCAUUUAUAUUAUUAAGGAAGAGAGGGGAAUUGAUAAGGUUUAAUGGACGAGGAGAAAUACUCGAAAAUGUUCAUAUCUGUAACAACUCAGAAAAGUGUGAUGGCAUUGAAUUUGUGGAGAGCAUGGUGUCUCCUAACUGAUCCCUCAUAAGGUAUAUUCUCUUGGCACUUUGAUCCUUAUGGCACUUACUAGGAAGUAGCGUUGGUAGCGAAAGAAUUGGCAGUCACAUAGGAUAUCAGAGUGAUUUUCCUCUAGGCAGAGUGGGGAUGCUGUUGCUCUGAAUCAGAUUGCUCUCUGUUGGAAUCCUACGGAUGGGGGAAUAACCUCAACUGUAAUGUACUUUCUUUCAAGUAUGUUUUUCCUUUACAUCCUUUCCAAGUCGGUUUCUUGACUGAUAAUGAGGUUGCUGACUUGGUAGUUGUAUUGAUGUAUAUUUGUUCUUGACCUCUGUUUUCCUGGUUUUCUCCCCCACCCUGUAACCUUAGAUUUCUCAUAGGUAAAGUAGUUCUCCCC